Messenger RNA from Lodderomyces theae, 791 nucleotides. RefSeq names its product 40S ribosomal protein eS4 (gene RPS4A). Gene Ontology annotation, molecular function: structural constituent of ribosome; RNA binding. The transcript has a single exon. The record is from RefSeq and is a predicted model, not a curated record. Gene Ontology annotation, biological process: translation. The annotation marks the transcript as partial. Lineage: Eukaryota; Fungi; Ascomycota; Pichiomycetes; Serinales; Debaryomycetaceae. Gene Ontology annotation, cellular component: ribosome; cytosolic small ribosomal subunit.
AUGGGUAGAGGUCCAAAGAAACAUUUGAAGAGAUUAGCAGCUCCAUCCCACUGGAUGUUGGACAAAUUGUCCGGAACCUAUGCUCCAAAGUCGUCAGCUGGUCCACACAAGUUGAGAGAAUCAUUACCUUUGAUUGUCUUUUUGAGAAACAGAUUGAAGUAUGCUCUCAACGGUAGAGAAGUCAAAGCCAUCUUGAUGCAACAGCACGUUCAAGUUGAUGGUAAAGUCAGAACCGACACUACUUUCCCAGCUGGUUUCAUGGAUGUCAUCACUUUGGAAGCUACCAACGAGAACUUUAGAUUGAUCUACGAUGUCAAAGGUAGAUUUGCAGUCCACAGAAUCUCCGCUGAAGAAGCCACCUACAAGUUGGGUAAGGUUAAGAAAGUUCAAUUGGGUAAGAAGGGAAUUCCAUACGUUGUCACCCACGAUGGUAGAACUAUCAGAUACCCAGAUCCAUUGAUCAAGGUUAACGAUUCAGUCAAGAUUGACUUGGCUACUGGUAAGAUUACCGAUUUCUUGAAAUUCGACACAGGUAAAUUGGUGAUGGUUACUGGUGGUAGAAACUUGGGAAGAAUUGGUGUUAUUGUACACAGAGAAAAACACGAAGGAGGUUUCGAUUUGGUCCACAUCAAGGAUGCUUUGGAAAACACCUUCGUCACCAGAUUGAACAACGUUUUCGUUAUUGGUGAAGAACACGGUAAACCAUGGGUCUCAUUGCCAAAGGGUAAGGGUAUCAAAUUGUCCAUUACCGAAGAAAGAGACAGAAGAAGAGCUCAACAAGGUCUUAUUGC